Molecule: messenger RNA, 591 nt
Organism: Chironomus riparius
Lineage: Eukaryota; Metazoa; Arthropoda; Insecta; Diptera; Chironomidae
Source: the annotation of a GenBank genome assembly
AUGAAUGGAAAUCACGAAACUGGCAAGACAUCAGCUGAUGUUAGUGCUGUACAUGCUUAUUUAAGAACUGUCAAUUUCAUUCCUGAUUUUACACCAGUGACAAGAAAUGUGAAAGGAUUAAGCUUUGUCCAAUGCAGAUUGAUUAUGUUGAGGAAACAAGACCUGCAGCCUUAUAACAAACUCGAGUAUUUGUGGCUCAAUGAAAAUUAUUUGAAGCAUCUUGAUGGAGAUGCUUUCAUGUAUAAUCAAAAUAUCAAAGUAAUCAAUUUACAAAGCAACAAAUUGACUAAAAUUGAUCGAAAUAUUUUCAAAAACUUGAUAUCUUUAGAAGUUCUCAUUCUUAAUAAAAAUGAAUGUCUGAAAAACGUGACAGAAUCGAAAUUACAUAUGGCUGACUGGAUGGACAAGAUCAAUGAAUUUUGUCAAAAUUAUCCUGAAGUUAUUGUUGCUCGACCACGUGAGGAGUACAAAAGAAAUGUGCGAGAAAAAACGAGCAUUUGGGUGACAUUUGGAGUCACUUUUGCUUCAUUUAGUGUUGUUGUUAUCGUGAUUGUCAUUUUGUAUAAUAUCAAGAGAUUUAUUUCGCUUUAA